Messenger RNA from Dujonia railenensis, 1134 nucleotides. The record is from the annotation of a GenBank genome assembly. Lineage: Eukaryota; Fungi; Ascomycota; Pichiomycetes; Serinales; Debaryomycetaceae.
AUGAACUUGACAGUGAGUUUUGUGUCAAUUUGUAUAUCAUUUGCAGCCAUUUUGUUUGGGACCAAAAUUUUCAAACCUUCUAGCUCGGCAAGUACAAUAACCAAGAUGACUAAGGCUUCUUCAAUCCCCAACCCUAAUCCGUUUCCGACGUUCUUUCUUUCGCACGGUGGUCCAACUUUUAUGUACAGAGACCAGGACUUCGUGAACAAAGGUGCCUAUGAUGCAGUGAAGAAACUCGGGAAAAGAAUCAAGAAUGAGUUGAAGCCCGACUAUAUCAUAGUCGUUUCUGCUCAUUGGCAAUCCUCUGCUUCUAACCUCAUCGAGAUUGCCGUACCCCCCAAGCCUCAUGCAUUGGGUAAUACCAAUUCGUUCAGUUCUGGUGAAGCCCAAUCAAGACUCCUUGAUCCGGAAAUUGAAAACCCAUUGGUGUAUGAUUUCUAUGGUUUCCCUAAAAACAUGUACAGAGAAGAAUUCCACACGAAGGGCUCCAAAUCUAUUGCUUCUCAAAUCCAGGAGAAAUUACAGGAAGAAGGCACCUUCAAGUCACGCAUAACUCCUAGAGGAAUUGAUCACGGUGUUUGGGUUCCAUUCAAUAUUGCCUUUUCUAAUUUCACCACAUUGACCAACCCUCAACCAUCCGUAGAAUCUAUUGGCUGGGAUUUGCCUGAUACCAAGGUCAUUCAAGUUUCGCUUACUUCAAAGGAUAGAGAUUUUGAGACCCAUUUUAAGUUGGGUCAACAGUUAGACUUCUUUAGAAAGAAUUCAAUAUGGGACGAAGACCAAGGCAGAUAUUUGAAUGGUAUGAUUGUUUGCUCUGGUAUGAGUGUUCACAAUUUGCGUGACUUGGGGUAUGUUUUCGAGGGUAAAAUUGCCCCAUAUACCAAGCCAUUUGGUGAACUUUUAUCUAAGCUUGUGCUUACGAAAGACAGCGACUACUUGAGCGCAUACAAAGAAUUGCAAACAAAUCCUACUUACAGUAAGUUAUUGUAUCUGUCUCACCCAACUACAGAGCAUUUUGUGCCUAUUGUAGUUGCCAGUGGAAUUGCUAGCAAUGCAAAUGAUACACCAAAAGAAUUAUAUAAUGCCUAUGAUGGAAGUCUAGCAUGGGGUAUGUAUGAGUUCACUCCCAAAUAA